GCUGAGAGGAGUGGAACGCCCGCCACACGCUCCCCGAGCUCGGCGCCGUCCGGGCCAAAUGGCGACUCCCUCCGCCCCCUUGCUCCGUUCCCACCCCCACCGCCGCGUGCUCUUCCCCUCCUCACCGCGCCACUGUCCCGCCUCCCUGAUUGGGCUCCCUCCCCGCAAAUCCCCCUCCUCCCGCAGGCUCCCGUACACCGCGGUGCGGUCCUCCUCAACCACCUCACCCUCGGCACCGAAAGCGGCCGAGGCCACAGUUGAAGAGGCGGCCGCGGCCCAGGCCGUAGCCGCCGACGGUGGGGGGGAGCGGGUGGUGCUCCCCACCAACGAAUCCUCCGGCCGCCUGCUGCGCAUCCGGCACACCUGUGCCCAUGUGAUGGCCAUGGCUGUACAGAAGCUGUUCCCCAACUCCAAGGUGACAAUAGGUCCCUGGAUAGACAACGGUUUCUACUACGACUUUGACAUGGAGCCCUUGACGGACAAGGACCUCAAGAAAAUCAAGAAGGAGAUGGAUCGGAUCAUCCGACGGAACCUCCCAUUGGUGAGGGAGGAGGUGUCCAGGGAGGAGGCCCAAAAGAGGAUUGAAACACUCAACGAGCCGUAUAAGUUGGAGAUUCUGGAGAGCAUUAAGGAAGAACCUAUCACAAUUUACCACAUUGGAGAAGAGUGGUGGGAUCUCUGUGCUGGGCCUCAUGUGGAGUCCACUGGACAAAUAAACAGAAAGGCUGUUGAGCUUGAGUCUGUUGCUGGUGCUUAUUGGAGAGGUGAUGAGAAUAACCAAAUGCUGCAACGAAUAUAUGGGACUGCAUGGGAGAAUGAAGAUCAAAUGAAGGCUUACAUCCACUUUAAGGAGGAGGCCAAGCGCCGAGAUCAUCGGCGACUGGGUCAGGACCUUGAUCUGUUCUCUAUACAGGAAGAUGCUGGUGGUGGUUUAGUAUUCUGGCAUCCAAAAGGUGCUAUUAUCAGGCACAUUUUAGAAGACUCAUGGAAACAGAUUCACCUGCAACAUGGUUAUGAUCUACUAUACACUCCACAUGUAGCAAAGGCUGAUCUUUGGAAAAUCAGCGGGCACAUAGAUUUCUACAAAGAGAACAUGUACAAUCAAAUGGAUGUUGAAGAUGAGCUGUAUCAACUGCGGCCCAUGAAUUGCCCUUACCACAUUUUGGUAUACAAGAGAAAACUACAUUCAUACAGGGAGUUUCCUAUCAGAGUGGCAGAGCUUGGGACUGUCUACAGAUAUGAGCUAUCUGGUAGUCUGCACGGGCUAUUCCGUGUACGAGGGUUUACGCAGGAUGAUGCCCACAUAUUUUGUCUAGAGGACCAGAUAAAAGAUGAAAUUAGAGGUGUUCUUGAUUUAACUGAGCAAAUACUGGGACAAUUUGGUUUUCGGUAUUAUGAGAUAAACCUUUCAACCAAGCCAGAAAAAUCUGUUGGCAGUGAUGAUAUAUGGGAAAAAGCAACAAUUGCUCUGAAGGAUGCCUUAGAUGAUAAAGGUUGGGAAUACAAGGUUGAUGAAGGUGGAGGUGCUUUUUAUGGUCCAAAAAUUGAUCUAAAAAUUGAGGAUGCUCUUGGAAGGAAAUGGCAAUGUUCCACUGUACAGGUCGAUUUUAAUUUGCCUGAACGGUUUGACAUUACAUAUGUCGAUUCAAAUACUGAGAAAAAACGACCUAUCAUGAUUCAUAGAGCUGUCCUUGGGUCUUUGGAACGCUUCUUUGGUGUCCUGAUUGAACACUACGCUGGUGAUUUUCCACUUUGGCUUGCACCAACCCAAGUCCGUAUUCUACCUGUGACAGAUAAUGAGUUGCAAUACUGUAACGAGGUGGCCUCUGAACUGAAAUCAAGAGGGUUCCGUGCUGAUGUUUGUCAUGGAGAGCGCCUACCUAAGCUAAUAAGGAACGCCGAAACACAGAAGGUGCCACUCAUGGCAGUAGUUGGUCCUAAAGAAGUUCAAGCCAGGACCCUGACCAUCAGGUCCAGGCAUAAUGGGGAGAUUGGUACAAUGCCCGUGGAUGAAUUCAUGAGCAGACUUCAACUUGCUGUUGCGAACAGAUCUUCGUUAUAGAUCCUUUGAUCCGCUAAAUUUCAGUCGAUACUGUAGAGCACUAGAUCCUCUGCACAUAGACCUGUGCCCUGAAAGAACAAUAGCAGCUGAGGUCUGCAAGAGCAGAUCCAACAAAUUUGUGCAUAGUUGUCUCCACAGUAUUUCACUCUUACAAAAAUCCAACAUCCUUCUCUGUAUAUUUUUUUGCGGAAAGGGAGUCUCAAUUAACACAGUCAGGCUUGCUAUAAAUAAUCCAUUUUCAGA
Phragmites australis (common reed) is the source of this 2305-nucleotide messenger RNA. RefSeq names its product threonine--tRNA ligase, chloroplastic/mitochondrial 2. Gene Ontology annotation, cellular component: mitochondrion; chloroplast stroma; cytoplasm. Gene Ontology annotation, molecular function: ATP binding; threonine-tRNA ligase activity. NCBI's taxonomy places the organism in Eukaryota, Viridiplantae, Streptophyta, Magnoliopsida, Poales, Poaceae. Bases 59 to 2062 code for a protein of 667 amino acids. Gene Ontology annotation, biological process: threonyl-tRNA aminoacylation. The record is from RefSeq and is a predicted model, not a curated record. The transcript has 8 exons.